GGAUCAUAAGCCUCAGUCGCCAAAUUCGACGUAUACUGCAGGGUUCGAGGGCGAGGCUACUCCAAGACAGGGCUUACGUGAAACCUAACGAACAAUGACACAAUUGAAGAAAGUAUCUGAUGUCGCGGAGGAUACGUUUGGCCGAGCUGCCUUUCCCGAGGGUUUCUUGUUCGGAACCGCUUCUUCAGCUUUCCAGUAUGAAGGAGCUGUGGAGGAAGGGUCUCGGGGAGAGAGUAUUUGGGACAACUUUGUUCGCAUGUUUCCAGAAAGAAAUUGCUAUUCUAAUGCAGACGUGGCAGUCGAUUUUUAUAACCGUUACAAGGAAGAUAUCCAGCUAAUGAAGGAUAUGAACAUGGAUGCUUUUAGGUUCUCCAUUUCAUGGGUUCGGAUCUUACCUCAAGGAAAAAUAAGCAAAGGAGUCAACAACGAGGGCAUUGAAUAUUAUAAUAACCUCAUCAAUGAACUGUUAGACAAUGGAAUCACCCCUCUCGUGACAUUGUUCCACUGGGAUAUUCCUCAAGCCCUAGAAGAUGAAUACGGCGGCUUUUUAAGCGAAAAAGUUGUGGACGAUUUUCGGGAUUUUGCAAGCAUAUGCUUCGAGGAAUUCGGGGACAGAGUGAAGUUGUGGAUCACUAUAAACGAGCCAUGGGUUUACAGUACGGGUGGUUACGACAUGGGAAAAAAAGCACCAGGACGAGCUUCCAAGUACAUGAACAAGGCAUGCGAGGCUGGAUUUUCCGGCCGAGAGGUUUAUAUCGUCAGUCAUCAUCUCCUUCUGGCCCAUGCCAAUGCCGUUGAAGCCUUCAGGAACUGCCAUAAUUGCAAAGAUGGAAAGAUAGGAAUAGCGCAUUGCCCUCUGUGGUACGAACCUUAUGAUCAGAACUGUGACGAUGAUAAAGAAGCAGCAGAACGAGCCAUGGAGUUCAUGUUUGGAUGGCAUAUGGAUCCUACGGUGUACGGAGAUUAUCCAGAAGUUAUGAAGAAGAUAGUCGGAGAACGAUUGCCUUCCUUCACCGCAAGCCAAUCUCAGAAACUAACAGGAUCUUUUGAUUUCGUCGGAAUAAAUUAUUACAGCGCUGUUUACGUGAAAAACAUGGAUGAAACCGAUUCUGAGAAACCCAGUUGGAGAUCGGAUCAGCAUGUUGAAUGGAAGAAAUACAACAAGGAUGGAAAGCGCAUCGGAUCCCAGGGUGGUGUGGAGUGGUUGAUGUUGCACCCACAGGGGCUGAGGAAAGUUCUAAAUUACGCCAAGAACAAAUACGGGAACCCUAAGUUUAUAAUUUCCGAAAACGGAUAUUGCGAUGUAGGGUGCGACAAAAAACCGAAGCUCUUCAGCUUGAUGGAUAUACAGAGGACGGAGUACCACAAGAAGCAUCUCUAUAGCCUUCACAAAGCCAUCUAUGAGGAUGGAUGCCGAGUGGAAGGAUACUUUGCGUGGUCGUUGCUCGACAACUUCGAGUGGAACAACGGAUAUGAAAUCCGGUUCGGUCUGUUUUACGUUGAUUACAACAACGGUCUCAAACGAUGCCCUAAAAUGUCGGCAAUGUGGUUUAGAGAAAUCCUGAAGAAGAGAAACAAAGGGAUUGAGGAUUCCGAUUUGGAAGGGACACCAAGGAAUGAAGGAUAGGACUGUUAGUGCUUUGGUCGAGGACAAGAUAUUUAAUUUUGUCGACCGGUUCGGGUUAGAAGAGGCUUUCUAAUAAGCUUAGCAAGUACGUACGGUUGGAUUAUUUUCAAUAAUUAUGUGUACUAAUAAUAUCAUAUUGAAUAAGUAUAAUGAGUUAAUUUAGAAUUGUUGAAUAAUUGCUGAUUUUAUGAUGGUUUAAUUUGAUAAUUUUUUAU
Tarenaya hassleriana is the source of this 1842-nucleotide messenger RNA. Its product is annotated as beta-glucosidase 27-like. The coding region runs from base 95 to 1627 and encodes 510 amino acids. Lineage: Eukaryota; Viridiplantae; Streptophyta; Magnoliopsida; Brassicales; Cleomaceae. Gene Ontology annotation, molecular function: beta-glucosidase activity. The record is from RefSeq and is a predicted model, not a curated record. The transcript is spliced from 15 exons. Gene Ontology annotation, biological process: carbohydrate metabolic process.